AUGAUCUAAAGAGAUAUUACAGCAACUCGCCUACGGGUACUCAGAGCUUGUUAUCCCUCAUUCAGCAAAAGUGAGAUUUCAAGAAAAAAUAGAGCAGUUGAAAAAAUUAUAUUUAUUUUAGCAAGGUUUGUUGUGAAUUUUAAACAGCCUGACCAACUUCAUCAUGAACAACAUCAACGUAGUGUUUAACGUGUCCAAAAAUGAAAUGUUUAAGCUACCAGACAAUUACAAAACUCUGCAUCGGAAACUCAAAGUAAACUAUCGCGUUGAAAACAACAAAAAUGAAAUUACACCGGAUGUGCUGAAAGGCGUAACAGUAUUUGUUCUAGCCGGCCCGCAGGAAAAGUUUACCGAAACGGAGUUUCAAUACCUGAAGGAUUACAUCACGGAGGGAGGUCGUCUAUUGUUGUUGUUGGGUGAAGGUGGCGAAAUUAGCUUCAAUACGAAUGUAAACUUUCUUCUAGAAGAAUUCGGAAUGACUAUCAAUAGUGAUUGCGUCGUCCGGCCCCAGUAUUACAAAUAUUUUCAUCCCAAAGAAUCGCUCAUUAGUGGUGGCAUUGCCAGUGACGCCAUGAACAACAGUCUGUUGGAGUACAGCAAAAGCAUCCUGACGGCGUUUGAUUUUAUGGACGACAAGUACAAAGUGGAGUUCGUUUAUCCCUUUGGGGCCACGAUGAAUGUGGUUCAUCCCUCGACAGUGCUGCUUACUACAGGACCAGUUGUCUAUCCUUUCAAUCGCCCAUUAGCCGGGUACUUUCAAAACGAAACCAACGGCAAAAUAGUCGCUAUCGGCUCUGGGCACAUGUUUCAGGAUAAAUAUAUUUCCAACGAAAUUAACAUGGCCAUAUGGGACAGCUUGUUCAGUUUGAUACUUGAAGACAAUGUUCGAUUUAAGUCGUCGGAUUUCAACGACUUAGAGAUUAAUGAUUAUGCGAUCAUCCCGGACACAAUCUACCUGGCAGACCAACCAAAAUCGUGUUUGAUGGACUCAUUGGAUUAUGAUAUACCGGCAGAUUUUAAGAAACUGUUCGACAUGUCUCUGUACUCUAUCAACAACGACCUUCUGAGAGACGUCAUUGGUACCUACAAGAAGUUAGACGUACAGUAUGAGCCCCUAAAGAUCAUCAAACCCCAGUUCGAGAUCCCAUUGCCUCCGUUGCAACUUGCGGUGUUCCAACCGAUCUUUAGUGAUCUGGCAGCGCCUCCACUUGAACUAUUUGAUCUAGAUGAAGCGUUCAGUUCAGAAAAGGCCCAGAUCACUCAGCUUACCAACAAGUGUUUGGCACCAGCUUUGGAAAACCUACGCAAAGAAACACAAGGAAGUACUGGCACAUCGGCAGGUUCGGUGGAUGAAAAGGAGCUAGGCUAUUUCAUUCAGGAAUGUGGCCGGAUUCUGAAAGUGUGCCAGGACGACCAACGGAUGACGGCGAAGGAGGUUCUGAAUGUCAUCAGCGUGAAAAUAGCCCAUUACAAGAAACUUGACAAAGAUUGAAAAGUGUAAAUUUUAUUCUUGUCGCAAAGCUAAGGAGUGUUUAUCUUAUAAUUACAUAAACACUAAUCUUUUAACAAGUUUCAUAAAUAAAUCAUUUCUGUUAAAAACAGAAGAACUUGCUGUCCCACUAGCGUAGGGUUACCAUAUCCCGCAACACCAAAAAUUGUACAUUGAGAUUAAUUUUCCAAAAAAGUCAGGAGAAAAGUUAUAGGGGAGAUUUAGGAUACUUGAUCCUUGGGGAUACUUGAUUC
Uranotaenia lowii is the source of this 1743-nucleotide messenger RNA. RefSeq names its product intraflagellar transport protein 52 homolog (gene IFT52). Gene Ontology annotation, biological process: intraciliary transport; cilium assembly. Bases 164 to 1492 code for a protein of 442 amino acids. NCBI's taxonomy places the organism in Eukaryota, Metazoa, Arthropoda, Insecta, Diptera, Culicidae. The record is from RefSeq and is a predicted model, not a curated record. Gene Ontology annotation, cellular component: cilium; centriole; intraciliary transport particle B. The transcript has 6 exons.